Molecule: messenger RNA, 2490 nt
Organism: Cryptotermes secundus
Lineage: Eukaryota; Metazoa; Arthropoda; Insecta; Blattodea; Kalotermitidae
Gene: Stim
Product: stromal interaction molecule homolog
Exons: 14
Coding region: 461-2470 (669 amino acids)
Biological process (GO): intracellular calcium ion homeostasis; store-operated calcium entry; activation of store-operated calcium channel activity
Cellular component (GO): endoplasmic reticulum; plasma membrane
Molecular function (GO): calcium ion binding; calcium channel regulator activity; protein binding
Source: RefSeq, a predicted model, not a curated record
UAGAAAGUUAUGACGAGAUUAUAUUACGUAAUUUAGGUUGUCAUUUGUAGAAACAGUUGGGUAAAGAUAAUGCGGUUAAUAUUUGUGUGAUGUAGAAGCGAGAACAUUGUUGCGUCUGAUAUACAGCUGUGGAGGACUGUUUAUAUACCGACUGCAACAAUAUAAAUCAGUUCGCUAGACAUAUAUCUAAAUAGAGCUACUUUCUAAUUCGCCCAUUCGGAAUUACUACUCUAUGAUCGCGGUUGCGAGGGUUGCGAGCAUCCAUCAACCUUGAAGUUGAAGCUGUUUGUAAGGUUAUUUUAAUUUUACACAGAACGUGGUAUUUAAUCACUGAUAUUAACAAAAAUUGCUUCAGUGCCAAAGAAGAGGAAUGAAUUUACAAGAAGGGAGUGUUAUUCUUCGUUAGUAAAUACUAUAAAUAAUAUAGAAAGUUUUUAUACAUCGUGUCAUUGCUGGUACAAUGAACACAUUUUUACAGGCUGUUAUAAUUUUAUCCCUUCUCACAACUUAUUGGUGUAAUGGAAAUAGUGAUACUGAAAAUUUUCAAGAAGAGAGCACUCUCAAGUCUUCAUAUUCUAACAGUAAAAGUGUGUCAAGAUCAAACUCUUAUUCAGCUCCAGGGGAUAUAGUGACUCAGUCAUCAGUUCAUUAUGAUGGAGGUAUUGGAGAUAGUUGCCAUGAUGAUGCUGCAUGCUUGGCGCUUGCCUCACAAGAUCGGAUUGGUCUAGAAGCUAUAAAGUCCCUCCACCGACAACUGGAUGAUGAUGCAAAUGGCAAUGUUGAUCUCUCAGAAUCAGAUGAGUUCCUACGAGAAGAACUUAAAUACGAAGAAGGCUAUGAACGAAGACAAAAAGCAUUUCAUCGUAAUGAUGAUAUGCACAUCUCAGUUCGGGAGUUGUGGGAAGCUUGGAUACGGUCAGAGGUUCACAAUUGGACUGUUGAGCAGACAUCAGAAUGGUUGGCCACGAAUGUGGAAUUGCCACAGUACAUUCCAAAUUUCAUUCAGCAUCGAGUGACUGGAGCAACAUUACCAAGGCUUGCAGUAAACAACAUGCACUAUUUGAACAACGUCCUUGGAAUCAAAGAUCCAAUUCAUAAGCAGAAAAUAGCCCUGAAGGCUAUGGAUGUGGUGCUGUUUGGACCACCAAAAGAUUACAGUCAUCACAUGAAAGAUCUAGUAUUGGUCACUUUACUCUUGGGUGCACUUAUUGGUUGCUGGUAUGCAUAUCGACAAAACAAGAAUUCACGUCGGCAUCUCCGACGUAUGAUGAAGGACAUGGAGAGUCUUCAUAAAGCAGAACUUGCUCUGGACCACUUACAAAAAGAAUUGGAGCGUGCUAGACUGGAACAGGCGUGUGUGACGUCAGAGAAACAGAACUUGGAGAGGCAGCUUCAGCAGCAAGGGAGUGAUCACAUGGAACUACACACCUCGUACUCGGAUCUUGAAGUGUCACAGCUGAAAGCUGAAAUAGAGAUGCUACGUGCAGAGUUGCAGCGAGCGGAAGGAGAACUACAAGACCGAUGUUGGUCCCCACCAGUUGGACUUCAGCAGUGGCUUCAGCUCACACAUGAAAUUGAGAACAAAGCAUAUAUCAAGAAGAAGAACGGGGCAGAGAAACAGUUACAGCAGGCUCGUGAAGCAUGUGAAAAACUUAGGAAGAAAAGGUCGAGUCUAGUUGGUGCGUUUGUGUCGACACACGGGAAGUCAAUAGAUGAUGUGGACAGGAGCAUAGUUGAAGCAAGGACUUCAUUGAAUGAAGUUACGCAGGAACUUCAGGAGAGAGUGCAUCGCUGGAAACAAAUAGAAUUAUUAUGCGGUUUCAACAUUAUCAACAAUAGCGGUUUGCAAUAUUUGGAAUCCGUCUUGUACAGAGGGACAGCGAAUGGUAGAGGAACCAUGAGAGGUCGGAUGAGCAGCAGUCAGGAUGACCUAGAUGACGAGACAAGCUCACUGUACUCACCUUCUGCAGGGUGUCUGGAGAGCCUGCAGUGGAAGGAAGGAGCAGAUUCAUCGGGCAGUGACACAGGCAAACAGGAGCUGGAAGAUGACUUUCCUCAGGAUACUCAGAGUCUGAGCAGUAAUGUACAGUUCACUGUUGGAGACAGUCUGGGAGAAGAGAAUGGACCAAGACCUCAACACCACUCACAACAUCAUUCAGAACAUCAGUCACAACUUCAAAUGGUCAGAUCCUAUAGCCAUGAUACAAAUGUAUUGGUUCUAGAGAGAGAUGCAUCUCCUCCAAAGUCAUCUCUGUCAGAAACUUGCCUAGACACUUCCCGCUCUCCUGUAGCAAGAGUGACUCCAGUGAAGAAGACUUCGCUCACUAGUUUGCCGUCUCGAGAGCAACCUCAGGCAGAUGAUGAGACCUAUUCUACUGACUCUAAUUCAACAGCCGAUGAUGAUCUCCGUCGAAAGAAACGCAAAUUGUUUCCAACCUUUACCCGUAAGCACAAAUCUAAGGCUUCAUGAUAAUGCCAGCCACAAAGGAG